AUGUCUGACAACAGAGCAUUCAGUGUGCCGGAAGGUGAGGUGGCCCGCGUCCGGAUAAUCGACACGACUACCAGUAUCAAGACUCUGGAGACACAUCACAUCAUGGGACCACCGAUGCCUGGUAUGCACCUAAUGCCAGAAAUCCCUGGAUGGUCUUUUCUCGUUGAGAGCACAAAUGGUCGCAAGGCACUCUUUGAUCUUGGUGUGCCACCCAACUGGCAGGACUUUUCACCUUGGGUUAUGAAAAAUGUGCACCUGGACGGCUGGAGCUGGCAGAUCUCAUCAGAGAAACACGUUUCAGAAAUUUUGGCCGAGGAGGGGAUUGAUCCGGCUCAGAUCACUGAUAUUAUUUGGAGCCAUUGGCACUGGGAUCACAUUGGUGAUCCAUCCAAGUUUCCGACUUCCACACGAUUGAUUGUUGGUCCUGGGUUCAAGGAGAAUUUUCUCCCCGGUUAUCCCGCAAAUGAAGACUCCCCAGUGAGGGAGAGCGAUUUUGAGGGUCGAAAACUCCAAGAGAUUACAUUCGAAGAAUCGAAGAAUGCCCUUCAUAUUGGUGAAUUUCGUGCCUUUGAUCUGUUCGAUAAUGGUUCAUUCUACCUACUCGACACUCCAGGUCACGCAAUCGGUCACUUGGCAGGUCUUGCACGUACCACCACGAACACAUUUAUCAUGAUGGGUGGAGAUUUGUGCCAUCAUGGAGGUGCAAUACGUCCUUCUCAAUACGCAAGUCUGCCAAAGGAAAUUCAUCUCGAUGCUUUCAGUCAAUUUAGGGGCGGGUUCUGCCCAGGUGCGAAGUUUGAAGCCUUGCAAGAGAGGCGAGGGAGGCGGCCUGAUCAACCGUUCUUUGAACCGACUUUUGGCACGGACAUCCCACAGGCCAUAGACACCAUCAGCAAAACUCAAUCGCCGGACGCAGAUGAAAAUGUUUUGUUCAUUUAUGCACACGAUUCUAGUAUCAAGGGCGUUGUAGACAUGUUUCCUGCUGAAGUGAAUGACUGGAAGGCAAAAGGGUGGCGGGAAAAGGUGCAUUGGAGGUUUCUCGAAGACUUCAAAUAUGCGCUAAGCGACUAG
This is a messenger RNA of Exophiala bonariae, 1071 nucleotides long. RefSeq lists its product as uncharacterized. Lineage: Eukaryota; Fungi; Ascomycota; Eurotiomycetes; Chaetothyriales; Herpotrichiellaceae. The record is from RefSeq and is a predicted model, not a curated record. Bases 1 to 1071 code for a protein of 356 amino acids. The transcript is spliced from 3 exons.